Messenger RNA from Meloidogyne enterolobii, 549 nucleotides. NCBI's taxonomy places the organism in Eukaryota, Metazoa, Nematoda, Chromadorea, Rhabditida, Meloidogynidae. The record is from the annotation of a GenBank genome assembly.
AUGCAAAAUGAACGUAAAUUUGAGAAAAUGCGAAAUGAAGCUGAAAUUUACAGAAAAAGGACGGCAAAUAUAAAUAAUUCUGGAGCUUCAACAAGUUUUAUUAAAAGAGAAGAGUCUACGGACGCUACGGAAGAAGAGGAGCCAAAAACAUUUAAAAACAACAUUGGGGAAAUUAAAAAUAAAAAAUGUUUUACAAACCAAGUUGAUGAACAGCAUGAAUUAAUUAAUAAAGUUUUGAAGGAAACAACAAGUUUACAAAGCCAAACAAACACUCAAACAAACAAACAUGUUUAUCAAACAAAACAAAUAAAACAACAACCAACAACAACAACUACCCCAACAUAUCAACAAAACAAUCUCUUACCAAAAUUUGAAAACAAUACAAAUUUUUAUUUAAAUCAACAAUGGAAUAAUAAUUAUUUAAUUAAUAAUAAUUAUUUGAACAAUAAUUCCAAUAGUAAUACAAAUUAUUAUGCUCUUAUGCAGAUGGCUGUAAAUUAUAAUUAUUUUCAGCCUCAAACUAGUAAUUUUUGUGCUAGUAAUGGUUAG